AUGGCCACACCCCCGGGGGCCGGUCCCGCUGCUCUUCGCUUUGUAGCUGCUGCCAGCUGGCAGGUCAUUCGCGGACGCUGCGUGGAGCAUUUUCCCCGAGUAUUGGAGUUUCUGCGAUACCUGCGCGCUGCUGCCCCUGGCUUGGUUCGCUACCGGCAUCAUGAACGCCUGUGUAUGGGCCUAAAGGCCAAGUUGGUGGUGGAGCUCAUCCUGCAGGGCCGGCCUUGGGCCCAGGUUCUAAAUGCCCUACAUCACCACUUCCCAGAGUCUGGACCUGCAGUGCGGGACCCCAAAAUCACAAAGCAGGAUCUGAGGAAGAUAUCAGAGGCUCAGGAAACCUUUUGCCAGCAGGUGAAGCAGCUGGCAGAAGCCCCUGUUGAUUUGGCUUCGAAGCUGCAGGAACUCGAACAAGAGUAUGGGGAAACUUUUCUGGCUGCCAUGGAAAAGCUGUUUUUUGAAUAUUUGUGUCAGCUGGAAAAAGCACUGCCUAUGCUGCAGGCACAGCAGCUUCAGGAUGUGCUGAGUUGGAUGCAGCCUGGAGUUUCUAUUACUUCUUCUUUCGUCUUGAGCCAAUAUGGCGUGGACAUGGGGUGGCCACUUCCAGAGUGCUCUGCUACUGAUGCAGUGAACACGACAGAGCCUUCAGAGCAGAGUCCUCCUCAGCAACCAAGACCAGCACUCCACGACCCUCUGCCAAAAGCCUCUCCUGGCCCACUGCUUCCUCAGGGACCAGCCUCAAGGAAGCAUCCAGAACCUCUGACCGGCCACCAUUUCAAUCUGGCCCCUCUAGGCCGGCGAAGAAUCCAGUCCCAGUGGGCACCCACUAGCAGAGGCCAUAAGGAGCGCCCCACAGUCAUGCUGCUCCCCUUCAGGGAUGUGGGUUCACCAGCCCAGGUCACAUCUAAGCCUGGGAGGGGCAAAGACGGCACACACCCAGCAGAUCCAGCAGGUGCCAUGGGCACCAGAGCACCCUUGACCGGGAAGUCUAGGAGUCCGUCCAAGACCCUGGGAGGAAGAGCUGUGAAGGGGAAUCCAAUUGACUCAUCUGCCUCGGAGCAAAAGGAGAACUGCGACAUGGACUGCCACAUGAAACCACUAAGAUUGUCAUUAUCACCUCCUAGGAAGUCAGUUUGUCCUCCAUCUCUGUACAGCUCUGACAUUACCAUAGGGGACCUGGUUUUGGACUCGGACGAGGAAGAUAGCCAGAGCGAAGGAAGGGAACCUCUGGAAAACUAUCAGAAGACAAAGUUUGACACCCUGAUCCCUACCUUCUGUGAAUACCUACCCUCUUCUGGCCCCAGCACUGUGUCUAUCCCCUUCCCUGACUGUACAGACAGUUCUAGACUCUUGUGA
Molecule: messenger RNA, 1353 nt
Organism: Rangifer tarandus platyrhynchus (Svalbard reindeer)
Lineage: Eukaryota; Metazoa; Chordata; Mammalia; Artiodactyla; Cervidae
Source: the annotation of a GenBank genome assembly